GAAAAUAUAUUUUUCUAGCCUCCAAGAUUAUGUUUCAUUUUAGUACCAUAAAGCUCAAAUUUUGAACAUGAUAAAUUGAUUUAGGAAUUAAGAUUUACAAAAAGUAAUUUUCCGUUGGAUUUCUUUACAAAACACAGCGUCGGAAAGUGAAGAACAGUCAUCGCCGGCGAUGAUACGAGCGGUGAUAAUAAUGAACGACGAAGGCAAGCCUCGCCUCGUCAAAUUCUACGACCAUCAGCCUAUGGAGAAACAACAAGAAAUCAUUCGUAGCAUCUAUGGAGUUCUAUGUAGUAGAGCAGAGAAUGUGAGCAAUUUUGUUCAAGCAGAUUCUACUUUUGGAAAGGAUACGCGACUUGUAUACAAGACUUUUGCUACAUUGUACUUCAUUGUCAUAUUUGAUGAUUCUGAAAAUGAGCUUGCAAUUCUUGAUCUUAUGCAAGUAUUUGUGGAGACAUUAGACAAAUGUUUCAGUAAUGUCUGUGAGCUCGAUAUAGUCUUCAAUUUCAACAAGGUACAUACUAUCCUUGAUGAAAUUAUUUUGGGAGGUCAAGUUGUUGAAAUGAACUCUUCUGAAAUUGUCAAAGCAGUCAACGACAUAUCUGGAUUGGAGAAGAACCAGAAUUCAAUCCUUCGAGUUUCAAAGUCGAUAUCUGGUUGGCAAGGGCGAUAAUGGAAAUAUUUGUGUUUUUUUUAUUUAUGUAUGGAAAGUAAUAAAUUUGUUGUGUUUCUCUUCUGUAAGCUUAUAGAGACUAGUUCAAUGUUAAAAGAUGAAAAAUGGUAUUUAUGUCUUUAGCACACAAAUCAAGAACGAGAUCCCAAAUCCCAU
Lactuca virosa is the source of this 826-nucleotide messenger RNA. The record is from the annotation of a GenBank genome assembly. Lineage: Eukaryota; Viridiplantae; Streptophyta; Magnoliopsida; Asterales; Asteraceae.